CUUGACCCACACGCUGCCGCCACCGCUCGGCCACGAGGCGCCUCCCUAGAGCUUUUCUUGUCCCCACCCCGUCCUCGGCUUCCUCUGUCCUUCACGGGACUUUGGCGUCUCCUUUCUCCCCGUCCUGUCCCCGCCCCGCCCCGGCUUUAAACCUGGCGCGCAGGGCGCGGGUAGGUGAGCGCGCUCGCCGGGCGGAUCGAGGCGCGGUCCUGUCUCCUGCGCCGCUGGAGGGCGCGAGCUCCGCCUGCACCAUGAGACCCGAGCCGGCCGCCGGAGCCUGGGAGGCGCCGGGGCGCGUCUGUCACUGCCCCGGGAACGGUCCCCCGAGGCCGUCGUCGCCGCGCCAGCCCGAGAGUUCCAGCCCGACACCGUGGAGGCCUUGGACGCAGACUCCAGGAGAUGCAGAGCUGACCAGAACUGGAAGCCUGAAACUUCAGGAUGGUGCCUUCAGCGACUCCUUGAUUGUAUCUGUGUGUGUGUGUCUGUCUUUACAGUGUGAGCCUGCGGGGCAACAGCAGACUUUGAGAUCGAAGGGGGUCUUCGGGUUUCAGCAUCCUGUCAGACUUUAUUUACCCAUUUCAAAGCGUCAAGAAUACCUGCGGAGCUCCGGGGAGCAAGUGCUGGCCAGUUUCCCGGUGCAAGCCACCAUUCAUUUCUACAACGAUGAGUCUGAGCCCGAUUCAGACGAGGAGGAGCAAGAGGACACGCAGACCUACCAUCUUCAGUGCCACGAGUACGAAGGUGGCCAGGAAAGUGGCCUGGGGGGACAGGGCAGAGGUGGGCUGCUAAGCCCACCUAGAGGAAGGGAUGGCUUGAGGGGUGGCCUCCACGGUAAGGGGCAGCUCCCUCAUGGUGACUCUCCUGGGGGCAGUGAGUGCUUCUCAUCCAAAUGAAUUGGUCUCUCCCAUGUUGGCCCUCCGGGGGGCGGGCAGCCCUGGGCCCACGCUGCAGGACCUUGCUCAUGUCCUGGGGACAGCCCUGACAGGACAUGGCAUCUUCCACUGGGUAUCCAGAGGCUGGGACUUCCUGCACUGCCUCUGCUCAGUAUGCUGAGAAGGCAGCUUUUACUCUUUCCCCUCCGGGUGAUUCUUUUUCAGUGUGCUCAGGCAUACCUUUGAGAAGAGGUGGUGGGACAAGGAGGUCUGUGUCCACACAGGUUGUUGUCAGCAUUCAGGGCUCACUCAGCACCGGCACUCUCCUGACCCGGUUAUACGGGAUCUAGACUAGUUAAUGGACUGGUGACCCAGGCCCGCCUCUCACUUAAACGCAGUCAUGAUUCAGCUCUUUGCCUUUGUGAAAACAAUUUAGAUAUUAAGUCCCAAUUUCAACCUGUUGUCCAACAUUGAUUUGGUUGCUUAGUAGCAUUCUGAAAAAAUUUUUUCCUUAUGACAAAAAAAAAAAAUCAAAACACUGGAUAAUUUACAUAAGAGAAUCAAUAAGAAGAUAUGGAUUUCUAAGGAAUAAUUCUUGAUAAAAAUGUAUGUGAUAAUUGUAAAGGGUUGUGUGUAUGAAUCCACAGGUUCUAGAGUUAACCUUUUUAGUUGGUGACUACUUUGGGCUUUUUACUUGAAUGAAAUAACACUUUCCAAUUAAAGUGUCUGAUGUAAAGUUAUUUUGUAUUUUACUUUUCGAUGAUCAAAAGUGAUUCCUCGAGGUAUUUACUUAAUUAUCCUACUUAGAGUUGUCUUCCUAUGUAGAGCAUAUGACAUAAAUUUCUACUUAAAAUAAAUAUUUUGAAAGAAUGUUUGACAAUCACCAUGUUUUGGAUGAGAUGUUCUUAGACUUAGUCCCUGUGUUGAAGUUUUCCAGGAUUCUUUUAUAGGGAACACUUCUAAAAUUAAAUUAUUUUUCAGAAUGUAGAUAAAAAGUAUAGGAAAGAAAAUAAAAUGGCCGAUGACCUCGCUGCCCAAAGAACCCGUUCAUAUUUUUUUAAAGGAGA
Molecule: messenger RNA, 1939 nt
Organism: Sciurus carolinensis (gray squirrel)
Lineage: Eukaryota; Metazoa; Chordata; Mammalia; Rodentia; Sciuridae
Gene: Ripply3
Product: ripply transcriptional repressor 3
Exons: 4
Coding region: 252-893 (213 amino acids)
Biological process (GO): embryonic pattern specification; negative regulation of transcription by RNA polymerase II
Cellular component (GO): nucleus
Source: RefSeq, a predicted model, not a curated record